Messenger RNA from Galeopterus variegatus (Sunda flying lemur), 5077 nucleotides. It is a transcript of the gene URB2, whose product is annotated as URB2 ribosome biogenesis 2 homolog (S. cerevisiae). Lineage: Eukaryota; Metazoa; Chordata; Mammalia; Dermoptera; Cynocephalidae. Bases 1 to 4557 code for a protein of 1518 amino acids. The record is from RefSeq and is a predicted model, not a curated record. Gene Ontology annotation, biological process: ribosome biogenesis. Gene Ontology annotation, cellular component: nucleolus. The transcript is spliced from 9 exons.
AUGGCUGCUGUCUACUCUGGCGUGUCUCUCAAGCUUAAGAGCAAGACAACUUCCUGGGAAGAUAAACUAAAAUUAGCUCACUUUGCUUGGAUUUCCCACCAGUGCUUUCUUCCAAAUAAGGAACAAGUAUUACUCGAUUGGGCAAGACAGUCAUUGGUUGCAUUUUAUAAGAAAAAACUUGAACUGACAGAAGAUGUUGUUGAAAGGCUUUGGGUCUAUAUAGAUAACAUUCUACAUAGCAGGAAACUGCAGAAUCUUCUCAAGAGUGGAAAGACCAUAAAUCUUCAGAUUUCCCUCGUCAAGAUCAUAAAUGAGAGAAUAGCUGAGUUCUCUCUUUUGGGAUCCCAAAGAAACAUAUGUGCUGUCCUGAGCUGCUGCCAGGGCAUCCUGUCGACACCCGCCCUUGCUGUCAUCUACACGGCCAAGCAGGAGCUGAUGGUGGCCUUGCUGAGCCAGCUCUGCUGGUCGGCCUGCAGGCAGCCGGAGGGAGCUGCAGUCACCCCGUUGUUCGAGGUCAUCCACCUGGCCCUCGGCCACUACCUCUUGAUCCAGCAGCAGCAGGUCAACCCGAGACGUGCCUUUGGGGAUGUGACUGGGCACCUGCUCCAGCCCUGCCUGGUCCUGAGACACCUGCUCUCAGGGGGCACCUGGUCACAGGCUGGCCAGGUCCAGCUGCGGCCGGCACUGAUCCGUGAGGUGAGGAGUAAGAUUGAGGCUGUGCUUCGAGGUGGGGUCUUCCAGCCUGAGCUGCUCUCAUCCUACAAAGAGGAGCUCUUGGACCAGCAGCAAGGGGACACAAAGAUGGGGGCCAUGAAGAACCUUCUAACCCCCAUGGGCACUGUGAUCGCCAGGCUGGUCGAUGCUGCCGACCUCGAGCCUGCCCUUCAUGGUUCUGUUGUGGCCAGCUCCGUGGCCUUGCUGUUCAAGCUCUUUCUAGAUUCCUACUUCAAGGAGGGGAACCAGCUUCUCUGCUUCCAGGUUCUGCCCAGACUGUUUGGCUGCUUGAGGGUUUCCCACCUGCAGGAGGGGCAGGUGGGAGCCCUGUCCACGUCAGAUUGGACCACAGAACUGCUGGCUGUGGAACAGCUGUUGAACUUGGUGGCCAGCAACAAUAUCUACAACAUUGCCGCCGACAGGAUCCGGCAUGGAGAGGCUCAGUUCCACUUUUACCGCCGCUUGGCCGAGCUGCUGAUAAACCACUUGCAAACACCGGUACCGGCCUGGUUUCGCUGCCUCAAGACUCUGAUGUCCCUGAAUCAUUUGAUUUUGGAGCCAGACCUGGAUGACCUAUUGGCUUCGGCUUGGAUCGAUGCAGAAGUAACAGAGUUUCGAACCAGAAGAGCCCAGGAGGUGCUUAUUCACACCCUCUUCCAGACGUAUGCCAAGCUCCGACAAGUGCCGCGGCUGUUCGAGGAGGUUCUGGGGGUGAUCUGCCGCCCGGCGGCCGAGGUGCUGAGGCAGCCUGUGCUGGCUGCGGGCCCCUCCACCGUGCUCCGUGCGUGCCUCCUGGAGCUGCCUCCGAGUCAGAUCUUGGACACCUGGUGCCUCGUGCUGGAGAAGUUCCAGUCCUUGGUCCUGCCGUAUUUGCAGAGUGACACCGACAUGGCCCUAAAGUCGCUGUCUCUGAGCUCCCUGCUGCACUGCAUCAUGUUCAACAUGCGCAGCCUGGACAGCAGCACACCGCUGCCCGUUGUCCGACGGAUGCAGUGCACGAUGGAGCGGAUGCUGGGAGAGCUCGUGAGGCCCCUGCUGGCCCACAUCUCGGAGCCCCCGGGCCCAGCGUCUGAGCUGUGGCUUCAGAAGGUCAGCGAUUCCGCCCUCCUGCUGUCCUGCACCUGGGCCCAGGUGGACACCACGCUCAGUCUGCACUGCAGCCAGUAUCAUUCUGUGUCUGAGGCCCUGGCAGGGGCUGCUCUGGGGACCCCGAGCCUCCCUGCGCUGCUCCCAGGUGUAGAAACACAGUCCUGGAAGAAGGUAGAGAAAUUGGCAGCUCAGUUCAGCUCCGUGGGCAGGUAUUGCUUAGAGCAGCUCUAUCUGCACAGAAUGAAAAGGACUUUAAUGCAGACUAGUUUCCGGUGUGAAGAAGCCCUCCAGACUCUGAGGUCUGACACCGCCUGCGUUAUUGGUUCUGGCAGAGAAAGCUUGAAUCAAAGGACGUCAGCUUCCUGGGAUGGCCAGGUCGGCACAGUGAGCGCCUCCACGUACCCUGUAGCACACUGGCACUUGAUCGCUUCCAAUCUCACACUUUUAAUAUCCUAUCUCUGUCCAGAUGACGUGAGACACCUGGCCAGCGUCCUGCUGAGAACUUUACCAGAGAGCAGAGCCCAGGAAGGCUCGGCAGACGAAGAGCCAAGUAUCACGCUGGAAAAAAUAUCCAAGGCCGUCCUGCGCAGCCCUCUCUUUCCGGAGAUGCGGUCCCUUCACGCUGCCUUCUUAACGUGCGUGGCGGAGCGCUGUUCCAGCAUUCUGCGUUCUGGUGUCCAGAGCGACCCAGGUCCUCUGAGUGAGCAGCUACCCUGGAUUUUUGAAAAAGACCACAUGGUCACGGCCCAUUGGGAAAGCAGAUUUGUAAAAGACGGACGCAAAAGCGUCGAACCAAGAGGAGAAAUUGCCCGGAACUUACUGUCCCUGGUCAAGAGUGACUUCCCCAUCCAGCUGAGGGGCGAGCAGCUUGAACGCACGCAGGGGCUCUUGGAGGUCAUUUCUGCCCUCCAGCUGGACAGCCUCCCGCCGCCCUGUCACGCGCGUUGCUUCCUUCUGCUGCUGUCCAUGGCUGUCACCAAGCUGGGGUGCGACUGCUCCUCCUCGCCGGCCCUCGAGUUCCUGAAGACUUGCUACCGGCUUCUCGGUCACCUGCAAAGGGGCAGAAGCGCCCUCUCAGUGUUCAGGAUCAUGUACGUCAGCGACGUUUUUGAGAUUGUCCUGAGCUCGUCGUUCAAAGCCAGCAGUAGCCUCCGUGUUGCGGUGGAUGACCCCUCUUGGCUGGAAUUUGUCCAGGCAAUCGGUGCCUUCUUAGAGCAGCUGAUGCACACGCUCGUCCAGAUGAAGCUGAGCCUGGGGCUCAAUUUUGGGAAAAUCGCUGCAUUCCUCUCAAGGUGCACAAUGCACACUGAGGCAGCUUCCAGCAAACAGCUGGAAAAUCAGAGCCUUCUGGGCAGGCAGCUCCUGCUGGUGUCUCUAACCAAGUUGUGCCAGGUCCUGGGGCCUUUCGUCUGUGAGCGGAAGCAGCCCCUGGAGCCCCCGGACGAGCUGGCCAUGCUGCUGCGGCAGGCCGUGCUGCAGACGGGCACUGUGCUGCAGCUGUGCUCAGUGUCGGGAGCCCAGGGCCAGCACCUGCCCGAGGCCCUCAUCUCUUCUGCCACCACGCUCCUGGAAGCACACCUGAGCUGGUGCUGCGGGGAUGGAGGGGCAGACACAGGGCCACCCCUCCAUGCUGCCUUCCACCAGGGCGUCUGCUCUCAGAUCCUGUCGGAGCUGCCGGCUCUGGGGGUCAGCGCUCAGUCCUUCCAGGCAGCCUUGCAGUUUUUAACUCUGUUCUUUCUGGCCCCAGGACUCCAUCCCAAGAAGGGCUCCAUCUUCACCUCCGUAUUUCAUUCUGUGAGGAAAGUUCUUGCAGAUCCUGAAAUUCCUGCUGAGGUGACCCGGGCUGUUGAACCUCAUCUGGUAGCCCUGCUCACCCAGAUGCUGGAGGUGGGGACCACGGAGGAUGUCCAGCUGGUAGUGCGGCACGUUCUGCAAGGCCUGGAUGUCAGUAACGCGUGGAGAGCAGAUGUGCAGGCUGUCUUGUCAGCUGUCACCGUGCUCAAGCUGCUGCUGAACUGUCCACUGCACGGAGAGAAAGCAAGUCUGCUGUGGCGUGCGUGUCCCCAGAUUGUCACGGCACUCGCACUGCAAAACCGAGAGGCUUGUUGGGAGCGGCCGGUGCCCCUCGCGGUGGUCGGGCCCAUCCUGGAUGUGCUGGCCGUGCUGCUGCGGCGGGGGGAGGAGGCCAUCAGCAACCCCCACCACGUCAGCCUGGCCUUCAGCGUCCUGCUGGCCGUCCCCCUGCAGCACCUGAAGCCCCCGGAGUACGGCAGCGUCUUCCCCAGGGUGCACAGUGUGCUAUUCUCCAUUCUGCAGUGCCACCCCAAGGUGAUGCUGACAGCCAUCCCGUCCUUCCUGAACUGUUUUAAUAGAUUGGUGUUCUCAGUUAUGCACGAAGGGCGGCAGAAAGACACAGGAAGCACGGAUGACCUGCCCAUGGUCGUGGAGUGCGCACGCCUGGUGGAACGGAUGUACAGCCACAUCGCCGCACGAGCCGAGGACUUCACCGUGUUUUCCCCUUUUAUGGUGGCCCAGUACGUGACGGAGGUGCAGAAGGUGACCCUGUACCCAGCUGUGCGCGGCCUGCUGCAGGAGGGCAUCUACCUCAUCCUGGACCUCUGCAUUGAGCAUGACGUCCAGUUCCUGCGGGCCUCGCUGCCACCGGGCGUCCGGGACGUCUUCAAGGAGCUCCACAAUGAUUACCUCAAGUACCACAAGGCUAAACACGAAGGGGAGAGAAGAUACACCGUCUGAGGCCACGUCCCAGAGGUGCCCACGGGGACGUUUUACAGACGCUUCGGCCUCAUGGUCUGAUCGAGCUGGAGAAUGAAAGACUUUGGAUGUUCUAAUUUGCAAUGUAUGUGUAGAAAAUCCUUUGGGGUCGUUGUGACACAUUUUGAUGUAUUUCCUAUUAUGUUUUUCUCACUGGGUAUUUUUUAUUGUAUCUUUUUAUGCAGUAAGUAUUGCAAUAGAAUCCUGAAAACAGCAAUGAGAUUAAUUCAGCAGAAAAAUUGCCGACUCGUGCCCGUUCUCAUGUGGUUCUUGUUUUGGUUCAGGGGUUCAGUGACCCCUCUUCCCACUAGGAACCACGCAGAACUUGGUUUUUUCCUUCAGGUACAUGGGUGAACAAUCAAAUCCUAUUUAGAUAUCUUUCCUUUUAAAUUCUUCAUGCAGUAAUGGAAGUACCCUCAGACCCCGCUAUUUCUGCCUUCCCUGCAUGCGCACCUUCUGGAGGAGCCGGGGAAAGUGGAGCUUCGUGGCUCCACGAGUUACA